UAAAUUCACGACAGCGUCCUCUGGGGUUAGCUCUGCUCCAGAUCGCUCGCUCGAGAAUAAAGCUAAACGGGUUUCGUUUCAGAUUAGGUUUUAAAAAUUUUAUUUUAAAACUGCAUGAGGUGGAAUUAACGAACCGGCGCACGCGGGGUGGGCGGGGUUAGGCUGCGCCGCCCCUUCACGACCCCUCGUUGAGCAAAACGCGGGGCCCUCCUCUCGGUGACGUCACGCGCCCAACCCGGAAACGGCAGAGCGCUUUUUCUUCUUCGGAGCUCGCGGGCCGCUCGCCGUCCUUCGCUCCCUCCUCGCCGUCUUCCUUUUUCUCCUCCGUCGGCGUGCCGUCCGAGCUGCCUCCGUCGGCGACGAGGAGGGCAGUCUUGCUGGAGGACCGAGACCACAGGCCACCCGCCAGGCCGUGCCUCGACGCCCCUGACCCGCGCCUGAGCCCCUCUUCUGCCGCCACGUCGCCACAGGUAUCAACAUGGGGAACCUGCUGAAGGUGCUGACCUGCACCGACCUGGAACAGGAGCCCAAUUUCUUCCUGGAUUUCGAAAACGCUCAGCCCACAGACGGCGAGCGCGAGGUGUGGGAGCAGGUGGACGUGGUGCUGAAGGACGCCAAGGCCAUCCUGGACGAGCUGCAGGCCUACAAAGGGGCCGGGGAGCAGAUCAGAGAGGCCAUCCAGAACCCCAACGACGAGGUGCUCCAGGAGCAGGCGUGGGCGGCGGUUGUCCCCCUGGUGGGGAAGCUCAAAAAGUUCUACGAGUUCUCGCAGAGAUUAGAAGCGGCGCUGCACAGCCUGCUCGGCGCGUUGACCGGCGAGACGUACGACGACCCCACGCAGCACCUGGAGCGGGAGCAGGCGCUCGCCAAGCAGUUCGCAGAGAUCCUGCACUUCACGCUGUGCUUUGACGAGCUCAAAAUGACAACUCCCGCCAUUCAGAACGACUUCAGCUACUACAGGAGAACGCUGAGCCGCAUGCGCAUCAACAACCUACCGGCCGAGGGUGAAAAUGAAGUCAACAACGAACUGGCCAACCGGAUAUCGCUCUUCUACGCCGACGCCACGCCCAUGCUCAAGACGUUAAGCGACGGCACGAGGAGGUUCGUGUCGGAGAACAAGGACCUGCCUAUCGAGAACACCACAGACUGCCUGAGUACCAUGGCGAGCGUCUGCAAAGUCAUGCUGGAAACGCCGGAAUACCGCAGCCGCUUCGCCAGCGAGGACACGGCGUCGUUCUGCCUGCGGGUGAUGGUGGGCGUCAUCAUCCUCUACGACUACGUCCACCCCGUCGGCGCCUUCGCCAAGUCGUCAAAGAUCGACAUGAAAGGUUGCAUCAAAGUGCUGAAGGAUCAGCCGCCCAACAGCGUGGACGGCCUCCUCAACGCUCUCAGAUGCUCGCUGAUAAGCGCUUCGGCUCGCUUUUUGUUUUCUCGAGCGGCUCGCUCAGCCCCCCGACCCGAAGAGAUUCUGAACCGUCAACCGUUGGCGAUAUUUGGCAGGAUGAAAUUAGCGAUGGCGGAUUAAUCGUCUGAAUAAUAGAUUUUGCCCGACUGAAAUGAAAAAGAAAUGUAAAUGUAAAAAAAAAAAUGUAAUAAAACUGGAUAAAUGUUAGUGGGAAAAAAAAAAAGUUUUGUACUGGUGUAACUACUGUACAUACUUGAGUGUUUCGCUGUAGGAUGUGUGCCUUUAAGGGGCGUGGCCUACUGAGUUGCGCUAGCUUGGCUGCGAUCAGUGGCCGACAGCUGCUUUUGAGUAUUGUCAUUUUUUUUUUUUUAAUGAAGUAAAAAAUAUUACCUAAAAAUUAUUCAAAUGUAAAAUGAUCCAUAAUGUAUAACAACACCCAAAUGUAUCAAGGAUAAAAAGCAAAGUAAAAUUGAAAUUAAACUAAAAACCGGUUCAUACAAAAAAGUUGUAGCCCCAAAAAAAAAUUAACCAUGCAAAAAUGUCCCAAAAAAAUUUUUUUUAAACGUUUUUUUAUUUUUUGUGGUCCUGUGAGGUCGUCACUCAUGUUUAUAACAAGAGGCCGCUCGCGCUCAUCAGAAAAUCUCCGAGGAGCUCUCGGCCGCGGCGACUUGAGCGCAUGUGUCGCC
Syngnathoides biaculeatus (alligator pipefish) is the source of this 2091-nucleotide messenger RNA. It is a transcript of the gene cyribb, whose product is annotated as family with sequence similarity 49 member Bb. The transcript is spliced from 12 exons. Gene Ontology annotation, molecular function: small GTPase binding. The record is from RefSeq and is a predicted model, not a curated record. Lineage: Eukaryota; Metazoa; Chordata; Actinopteri; Syngnathiformes; Syngnathidae. Gene Ontology annotation, biological process: regulation of actin filament polymerization; positive regulation of T cell activation. Bases 479 to 1525 code for a protein of 348 amino acids.